Branchiostoma floridae (Florida lancelet) is the source of this 2793-nucleotide messenger RNA. Its product is annotated as trichohyalin-like. Lineage: Eukaryota; Metazoa; Chordata; Leptocardii; Amphioxiformes; Branchiostomatidae. The record is from RefSeq and is a predicted model, not a curated record. The transcript is spliced from 5 exons. Bases 1 to 2793 code for a protein of 930 amino acids.
AUGAAUGAGUACACCGGCCCGCCAUCAGCAGGAGACUGGUACACACUGGAAAACCACAUCAAUGACAGAGAAGCCUUCAUUGGCGAAUUUCACAACAUUCAAAAAAGGUUGAGAGAGAAUGAGGAAUCUUCAGACGAAGAGGAUGAUGUGUACAUAAAAGGAAAGGAAGGAAAUGAGUCAGUUGAGGAUGUGUACAGCUUCAGUUCAUCAGAGGGAGAAAAGGAGGAUGGCAGAGAUGAUGAUGAAGAUAGUAUGGAAGGGCAAGGAGACCUCAAAGUUCGAGGUGGAAUUGGUGGGCCCAGAGGCAAAAGGUACAAAAUAGAACAGCAGCGCGAAAAUGUGGAGUCUGACAGCAGUAUUGAAGAGGAUCCUGUGCCAAAGAAAAAGAGAAGAGGAAAGAAGUCAGACAGCAGCAGUGAAGAGGAUCCUGUGCCAAAGAAAAAGAGAAGAGGAAAGAAGUCAGACAGCAGCAGUGAAGAGGAUCCUGUACCAAAGAAAAAGAGAAAACAGAAAAAGUACGACAGCAGUAUUGAAGAGGAUCCUGUGCCAAAGAAAAAGAGAAGAGGAAAGAAGUCUGACAGCAGCAGUGAAGAGGAUCCUGUGCCAAAGAAAAAGAGAAGAGGGAAGAAGUCAGACAGCAGCAGUGAAGAGGAUCCUGUGCCCAAGAAAAAGAGAAGAGGGAAGAAGUCAGACAGCAGCAGUGAAGAGGAUCCUGUGCCAAAGAAAAAGAGAAAAGGGAAGAAGUCAGACAGCAGCAGUGAAGAGGAUCCUGUGCCAAAGAAAAAGAGAAGAGGGAAGAAGUCAGACAGCAGCAGUGAAGAGGAUCCUGUGCCAAAGAAAAAGAGAAAACGGAAGAAGUACGACAGCAGCAGUGAAGAGGAUCCUGUGCGAAAGAAAAAGAGAAGAGGGAAGAAGUCAGACAGCAGCAGUGAAGAGGAUCCUGUGCCAAAGAAAAAGAGAAGAGGGAAGAAGUCAGACAGCAGCAGUGAAGAGGAUCCUGUGCCAAAGAAAAAGAGAAGAGGGAAGAAGUCAGACAGCAGCAGUGAAGAGGAUCCUGUGCCAAAGAAAAAGAGAAAACAGAAAAAGUACGACAGCAGCAGUGAAGAGGAUCCUGUGCGAAAGAAAAAGAGAAGAGGGAAGAAGUCCAACAGCAGUAGUAAAGAGGAUCCUGUGCCAAAGAAAAAGAGAAGACAGAAGAAGAUUGAGCUUAAAGACAAUUUUGAGGAUGCUGUUCACCAGAUCAGAGCGCUCCACCCUGACAUAGACACUGUGGAUGAAGCAACACUGCUGCACAAAAACCGGCAUGGGUGGAGAAAGGUCAUUGCCCGACUAAAAGGAGAUCCUGAAGACUUACGAGACGUCUCUAGCACCAUGCCCACCCACAUCACCGUGGCAACUCUCAGCCCAAGGUGCUACCGGGAGGCCAAAGCCAUCAUGCGCAAAUGGUCUUCCGGUAGGUGCCUUGGGCAGGGAAAGAGUGUCGAUGUGACACAGUCCAUAUUCCAGCCCCUCAAUGGUGUGAACAAUGAGGAGCAAUUGUUUGUAUUGUUAAAAGACUUCAGCACUGGUAAAACCAGCAGACAACAGUUUCAUCAUCAGGCGAAAGCAAACAAGAAAAACAACUCAACAGUACGCAAUUCACAGGAGAAGAGCAAUCCCCAAACUGGCCAAAGUGAGAUACAGAAAAUGGAAAGCAAGAAAAAACAACUCACAGAGGAAAUUGCAAUGUUGGAAGAGGCGAGGGCACACCUCAAGAGAGAGAUAGCCAUGUUAGAAGAAAAGAAGAAUUGUUUCUCAGUCAAUGACCUGGAAGUACACAAUGAGACAGUAGCAUGGGGGGUUCAAGAUGGCACAGAUCAUGAUCAGAACGAAGAUGAACAGGUGUGUUCUGCUGAAGAUGGAAAGGAUAAGGAGACAGGAAGUCAAGAGGGAAACCAGAAGGAAAGAGAGAAGAGGAAAACGUUUCAGUCAGGGGAAGAGGAAACUGAACAGGUGUGUUCUGCUGAAGAUGGAAAGGAUAAGGAGACAGGAAGUCAAGAGGGAAACCAGAAGGAAAGAGAGAAGAGGAAAACGUUUCAGCAAAGGGAAGGGGAAGCUGAACAGGUGUGUUCUGCUGAAGAUGGAAAGGAUAAGGAGACUGGAAGUCAAGAGGGAAACCAGAAGGAAAGAGAGAAGAGGAAAACGUUUCAGCAAAGGGAAGGGGAAGCUGAACAGGUGUGUUCUGCUGAAGAUGGAAAGGAUAAGGAGACAGGAAGUCAAGAGGGAAACCAGAAGGAAAGAGAGAAGAGGAAAACGUUUCAGCAAAGGGAAGAGGAAGCUGAACAGAGAAAGAGGAUGGAGCAAACCAACGAAAGGGAUACGCCCAUACAGGAAGGCUCAUGGGUCGGUGUUUGCAAAGGGAAGGGGAAGCUGAACAGGUGUGUUCUGCUGAAGAUGGAAAGGAUAAGGAGACAGGAGGUCAAGAGGGAACCAGAGGAAAGAGAGAAGAGGAAAACGUUUCAGCAAAGGGAAGAGGAAGCUGAACAGAGAAAGAGGAUGGAGCAAACCAAGGAAAGGGAUAGGCCCAUACAGGAAGGCUCAUGGGUCGGUGUUUGGUACGAGGGGGACAGGAAGCGUGAUCCAGGAAAGUGGUACCCCGGGGAAGUUUUAGAAGUCCACAAAGACGAGCUGAGUGUUGACUUUUUACAUCCAGACCCAUCAGGCGGCUAUACAAAACCAAAAUCAAAGGAUGAAGCACUGGUUAAGAUGGUCUUCGUUCUCCACACUGACCUGCAUGUUAAGCAGGCCUCUUGA